AUGUCUCGUCACUCUUUGAAAUCUUCGCUCGUUGUAUUCACUUUUGUUUUGUCCAUUUUAGCAAGCAGAGGCCCGGUCAAGCAUCCGAAACCUUAUCAUGAAGCGUCAAACUUCGGUAAGGUUGGACCGAUUGACUCUUCGGGUGCGUUGACACGGGAUGACUCUGAGCCCCUCAGACCCCGACAAGAAAAGGCCGCCGACGGACUGACUGCCAUCGACACCUUCUCAUACAAUGGCGAGGCAUGGACGGCUUACGAGGAUAUCGCACGCUUCGAUGGCCCCUUGGUUCUUGUCUCCGCCUCUGGGACGCGGCGGGAGAUCAGGCGAUACGUCGAGGCCACAAGCGUUGAAUCUCUGGAAUUGAACCGCACUGUUAGGCCCUUUUUCGAUCUUGACAGUGCAAACGAUGUCAACCUCAAGCAGAACGAUGUACUGGCAGAGCGCCUCCUCCAAGACGGCGAACCGAUCGAAGAGCACGUCCGGGAUGUCAUUAACAUGGCCUACGGGCCCUGGGACACCUUCCUCGGAAACGUUCAGGCGAACGACACCAUGACGCUCGAUUGGCAGGCCACGACGAAGAACUACAUGCCCUUGGUCGACGUACUGGAGGCGGCAGACGGGACGCAUUCCAACUAUACAUUUGACGGUCUCUUGGGCGGAUGGCUUCCCUCGUCACGCAAGAUCUUCCGGGGCGACGUAGACACCACGGACUGGAUUGAGGUCACUACGUUUGCGGAUGUGGAUUCUCCCGACCCUCAAAUCGUACACCUGUGGUUCUCCAUCAAAUGGAUCAAGGGAGGUGUCGUUCGAGCCAACAGGUUCGCCCUGGACUACAAGCAGUUCUUGCCCCUCAAGGCGCACCCCACGGCCGACGACUACUACCCGGCCCUGAUUCGCUUCGCAGACUACUGGGACUCUCAUCUGCAAGAUGUCGCCACUCUGGAGGUGCCGGACAAGAGCUGGUCGGACAUGAACAAGCACGCCUUCGCAACAGAGCUCGUGCAGCGCGCAGGGGGUGUGUCGCCGAGAUACGGCGCCUUCGACCGCGACUACGCCGGCUCCGAGUACGACGGGUUCCAAGACAUCAUGACCACCUCCCUCACGGCCAACCUCGCCUGGGGCCGUUUCCCACAAGCCAAGGCGAUUCUCGAAAACUACAUGGACUGGUACGUCAACGACAACGGUGCCAUCAAGAUGCGCGGGCCCGCCGUGCCCCAGUUCGGGAUGUCGCUCUCCUUGAUCGCGCGGUACGUGCAGUACACCGGCGACGUCGGGUUCACGGAGAAGUACAAGACGAAGAUUCUCGCGUGGGCGAACAUGCUCACCGAGCGCCAGGACGAGAACCUGAAGUUCCCGGAGGACCACCCGUACUACGGCCUCAUCUCGGGCUGGAGCGAGUCGGAUGCCGCGCUCCGAUGGGACUCGUGGCGAUGGGAGAAGCCGUACUGGAACAACGGCGCCUUCGCGGCGCGUGGCCUCAAGGACCUCAGCAAGAUCGCGACUUUCGAGCAGUAUGCCCAGGACUGGCAGACGCGGGCCGCACAGCUCAUCAACCAGACGUCCCAUACUUUGGACGCCGUCAUUCAGCGCAACCUGACGACUCCGUACGUUCCGCUGUUGCCCAACGAGACGACUCAUGUCCUCGAGGACCUGGCGGAGCAGGGCGACGCCUCGUCGCAGUGGUGGCCUCAUCGUGUCUAUACCGAGCUCCUUCAGGCCUCCGUUCUCUCCCCGAACUUGACCGAUUUGGUGAUCAACUCCAUGCAGGCCUACGGGAUCACCAGUCUCGGCGUCGUCGCCAACGUCACGCCGCUGCGGGCCGACACGCGCGACAUCCUCGGCUUCAUCUCGUACGGCUACGCGUUGUCGCUGCUUCUACAAGACCGCCUUGACGAGUUCGUGCUGUUCCUCUACUCCCACCGAUAUCAUGUCCACAACCGCGGCCUCUGGAUUGCCGCAGAGGUGUCUGGGACCGGAGGAGGCUCCAGCACGUUCUGCCAGCCGUCGCAGUUUGCAGUGCCGAUCUUGCUGAGGGCCGCGCUGCUGCUGGAUCAUCCCGACGAGGAGGUACUGUUCGUCGGACGGGGAGUGCCGAGGAGGUGGCUCAGUAAGGGCAGAGUCGCGAUCCAGAAGGCACCGACGAAAUGGGGACUCGUCGACCUCGACAUGCAGUUGGACGAAAAAGCCGGCUCGGUCACGACGGUCUUGGGCUUCGAGAGGGGCCCGCCGGCGGAGGUCAGGGUCAAGCUGAGGGUGCCCGAAGGCCGAGAACUGAAGGCCGUGACGGUUGAUGGCAAGGCAGCGGAGUGGCAGGGAGAGGAAGUCAUUUUGCGCUUAGGAGCCUCAACGAAGAACGUCACUGUCGUAGGGACUUUCUAG
Molecule: messenger RNA, 2379 nt
Organism: Colletotrichum higginsianum IMI 349063
Lineage: Eukaryota; Fungi; Ascomycota; Sordariomycetes; Glomerellales; Glomerellaceae
Product: Secreted protein
Exons: 1
Coding region: 1-2379 (792 amino acids)
Biological process (GO): carbohydrate metabolic process
Source: RefSeq, a predicted model, not a curated record